Molecule: messenger RNA, 898 nt
Organism: Rotaria sp. Silwood2
Lineage: Eukaryota; Metazoa; Rotifera; Eurotatoria; Philodinida; Philodinidae
Source: the annotation of a GenBank genome assembly
AUGCUUGAAUUAAUCUUGACAGUUGGAUAUUAUAUCAAUUCAAGUGUUACAACUUAUAAACCAAUUCAUAGUUUUAAUAUUAGUUUUUUACCGAAAUUUCAUUCAACAAAAGCAAAUGAUGGUCGUCGUUCAUUACUUCAUUUUAUUGAACAAGCUAUUGAAGAUAAACAUCGUGAUUUACUUUCAUUUUCUAAUGAAUUUUAUUUACUUGCUGAUGGUCUAUGUAAAAGUGAGCUUGUAUGUCUUAAGAUAAAACAAAAAAAGAUUUUUUUCUAUAAUUCGUUCUAUUUAAUAUACUUAAACUUCAAAAACAACCACAAGAAAUAAAUCGUGAAUUAAAAAAUGCACGAGAUUAAUUAGCUAUUUCAAAAGAAGCUGAAGAACAAAUUGAAGAUGAUCGAUUUGCCCAAGCAAUUGAAGUAAGUUGAAUUUUAGAAAAUAAAAAAAAUUAAUUGAGACUUAUUUAUGUAUGAUCUAAUCACGAGUGGGUGUGUGUAUAAGUGUAGAUGAUGCGAAGACUCACACCCAUACUCUGUACAUAUAAACUCAUCUUUUUGUCGAGAUUCAGAACUUAUGAAACACCAUAUACAUCAUCAAGGUGGUAAAUGUAUAAUUUUUAAUUUAUUAAUCAGUUUAUUUAUAUAUUUACAUAAUUCAUUAUGGUUAAUAAUAUUGAUACUUUUUCAAUAGUUGCAUAUCAUGAGAUAUCUAAAUAUUUCAAAUUGUGUCAGUUGUUGAUAAUUAUUCUCAACGAUAAUAUGCAUCUUUUGAAGUAUCUUUUUGUGUACUCAAAAAGUGAGUACACUCUAGAAUCGGUCAGUGUGUCCGUCCGGCCGGCCGUUAACACGAUAACUUUUGAAAGGAGAGUCCAAUCGCGAUGAAAUUUUCUACACAGUUC